This is a messenger RNA of Frankliniella occidentalis (western flower thrips), 2253 nucleotides long. RefSeq names its product adiponectin receptor protein (gene AdipoR). Gene Ontology annotation, biological process: adiponectin-activated signaling pathway. Bases 201 to 1541 code for a protein of 446 amino acids. NCBI's taxonomy places the organism in Eukaryota, Metazoa, Arthropoda, Insecta, Thysanoptera, Thripidae. The transcript is spliced from 10 exons. The record is from RefSeq and is a predicted model, not a curated record. Gene Ontology annotation, molecular function: signaling receptor activity. Gene Ontology annotation, cellular component: plasma membrane.
UUUCCCACCCCCUCCUAGUCCUCGUGUCGUCUGUUCUCCUGUCCCCCCCACCACGAAGUAAAACAAUCAGAUGGCUGCUCUCAGCACCUGUUUUCAGGCUUUUUGUAACGCGUAAAUCUCUUGUUAAAGACCUGACAAUUUUUUAACUCCUGCAUGUAAGGAAUAUAAUUUCUGAUCCUGGUAGUUAACUGCUCACUAAAAUGGCUGAGUGCUUACCAUCAACGUCCAAAAUAUUUGGUGAACCUGGUACAUCCAGUCAACAACCUAAUGCCAGUAGUACCUUAGGAAUGGAUAUUUCUGCUUUAACUGACAAAGCGACCAAAUCUGCUCAGCGCCGCCCGGCUAUGACAGACUACGCUGAUGCCAUUGGGUCUUUAGAAGAGGAAUUGGCUUCAGAGGGCUUAAGACGACGUGUUCCCUGGGAUUCUUUGUCUAUUGGUUCUGAUGUACCUGGUUUGCAUGAUGUAAAGGACCUCCUUGAAGGUGAUGAUGCAUCUGACUUAGUAUCUGAAGAUGAUGGUGUUGGAUGCCCACUACCAAGUACACCUGUUGAACAGGGAUUGCUUGAAUGUGAGAUAGCAGAGGUUCUAAAAGCUGGAGUACUUAUGGAUGAAAUUGAUCUUGGUGCAUUGGCACAUAAUGCUGUUGGCCAGGCAGAAGAAUUUGUGCGCAAGGUUAUGGCAUCAUGGAAAGUUUGCCAUUUCCAUCAUUUACCAAAGUGGCUUCAAGAUAAUGACUUUUUAAAAACUGGCCAUCGCCCUCCACUGAAUUCUUUCAAAGCGUGCUUUUCAUCUAUUUUCCGAGUGCACACUGAGACUGGAAACAUUUGGACCCAUCUGCUAGGAUGUGUCAUGUUUAUCGGAAUUGCUGCAUAUUUUCUAUCAACACCUGCAAUGGAACUGCCACCAUGGGAUAAAGCAGUAUUUGGAGUAUUUUUUGCUGGAGCUAUUACUUGUUUGGGACUUUCUUUCGCAUACCACACUGUGCAUUGCCAUUCAGAGCUUGUUGGAAAACUUUUUAGCAAGCUUGACUACUGUGGAAUUGCUAUGCUAAUCAUAGGAUCCUUUGUGCCUUGGCUUUACUACAGUUUUUACUGCCAGUUUAGUGCUAAACUCAUUUAUUUGAGUGUUGUCAUUGUUCUUGGAAUCUCAUCUAUUGUUGUUUCAAUGUGGGAUCGCUUUGGAGAACCCAAGUACCGACCAGUUCGAGCAGGUGUUUUUAUGGGAUUUGGACUGAGUGGAGUUGUACCUGCAUUCCAUUAUGCUAUUUCUGAAGGUUGGUUCAAAGCCUUGUCACAGGCAUCUCUAGGGUGGCUCAUUCUCAUGGGAUGCUUAUACAUUCUUGGGGCUAUGUUCUAUGCUCUGAGAGUCCCAGAGAGGUUCUUCCCAGGAAAAUGUGAUAUUUGGUUCCAAAGCCAUCAAAUCUUCCACGUUUUAGUCAUUGCCGCUGCAUUUGUACACUACCAUGGAAUUUCUGAGAUGGCCAUGUAUCGGAUGACUAUUGGAGAGUGUGCUGCACAGAAUCCUGCCAUGGCUUUCUGAUGUUAGUAAUGGCCACUAAACUAAGUGCUGGCCUUUUCAGAAUUCAUAUCUCUUACCAAAGGUAAUUUGCCUGAUUAUUAAACCUUCUCAAUUACAAAAUUGCAAGAUAAUUUACAUCGAAUUAUGAAAUUAUAUAUUUAUAUUUUAUAGAAAAAAGAAAGAAAAAGAAAAUGAACUGAUCAAUUUGUUGAUGUGGUGCUUUUAUGUUAGGUAGUUAAAGAAGGUAUCUAUGAAGUAAUCAGUCGAGCAUUGGAGAAAGAUGUAACUGAAAAGAAACAGCACUACAGCUUGGUUAAAUUGUGAUAUUCAGUUUUAUGACAAUCUUCUUUUUAAAUCUUAUUUAUUAUUUCUUUACUUCAAUUAAAAUGUGAUGUGGGUUUUCCUGUUAGCAAUGGGGAUGUAAUUCAAAGCAAUAUUCUUCAUACACGCCUUUCCGUUUACCCAGUUCCAUGGGACCAGUACAAACAGCAUAACAGGUUGAGUUUGUCCUUGAUAUUGUUAAGGAUUAUCUAUUCAUCUUUACUGGUACUUGUUCACUUUUCCAAAUCGUCUAUCCUCCAACAUUUGAUGGCUAGAGGUAAAGUUUCUGGUUGCAUCUUGCUACAAACAUCAGCCAUUUUUUAGUGGUUUAAUAUUAGUUAAGAAUGUAAUCGAAAUGCAGAACAUCGAUUUUAUGUUUUGAAUAAAUAUAUCAAUUACUUAGCGUUUUAAA